AUGUCUACAAACAUGACAUAUCCCGUCUGUCCUGUUGGUUGCAGGGACCCGGACGCCUGGAAGGGCCAGCUUAUCGCUGGCAUGAGUACCCUGGAUGCGCUUGUUUUGGUUUUGGGGGCCGUGAUGUGGAUUGUCCGGUUCAAUGCCGGGCAAGCCCGGUUGGGGCACCCCCAGAGCAUGAUGACCGAGGAGUACCUCGAACGGAAGAAGAAGUGUCCGUGGUGGAAGGUCUGGGCCGAGAAGGGUGACCAGCAAGAACCUCUCCCUCCAACGCAAGAACGCUCCCCCCUGCCCGGCAACACCACUCAGGCCGAAAAAAAAAAGAAGUGGAUUCCUCCUCCCAGACCGGCGAACCCGGCGAGAUCAAGGCCGAGGAGGAAAAGCAGAACCACUCCCCUCGCCUGCCAAUAUUGUGCGAUAACCACUUGGCUGUGCUGCCCGGUUGGGGGGACAUCCCCCACGUUCAAAGGACAGACUCUGGGUCUUGGGUGGAGUUCAUCGCGCCGCCAGCCCGACGAUGUUGACGCUGACGUCCUGUCCAACAUCAAGAAAGCCCUCAAGGGCAAGGACCGUGGAUAA
Penicillium robsamsonii is the source of this 579-nucleotide messenger RNA. RefSeq lists its product as uncharacterized. The transcript has 3 exons. The record is from RefSeq and is a predicted model, not a curated record. The coding region runs from base 1 to 579 and encodes 192 amino acids. NCBI's taxonomy places the organism in Eukaryota, Fungi, Ascomycota, Eurotiomycetes, Eurotiales, Aspergillaceae.